This is a messenger RNA of Abrus precatorius (Indian licorice), 1404 nucleotides long. RefSeq names its product glyceraldehyde-3-phosphate dehydrogenase, cytosolic. Gene Ontology annotation, biological process: glucose metabolic process. The record is from RefSeq and is a predicted model, not a curated record. Lineage: Eukaryota; Viridiplantae; Streptophyta; Magnoliopsida; Fabales; Fabaceae. Bases 120 to 1142 code for a protein of 340 amino acids. Gene Ontology annotation, molecular function: NAD binding; NADP binding; oxidoreductase activity, acting on the aldehyde or oxo group of donors, NAD or NADP as acceptor. The transcript is spliced from 12 exons.
ACCACAUUUUCUUCAUACACACACCCUUUUAAAUAGCACUGGUUAACCCAUGUUUUUCUCACCAAAUUGUUCUCUAAUUCACUUCUAAUCUCAUUCUCACACAAACACUCUCUACUGCUAUGGCAUCAGACAAGAAGAUUAGGAUCGGCAUCAACGGAUUUGGAAGGAUUGGCCGUUUGGUGGCUAGAGUUGCCCUUCAAAGAAAUGAUGUUGAACUCGUUGCCAUUAACGAUCCUUUCAUCACCACUGAUUACAUGACAUACAUGUUCAAGUACGACAGUGUUCAUGGACAGUGGAAGCAUUUUGAUGUUAAGGUGAAGGAUUCUAAGACCCUUCUCUUUGGUGAGAAGCCCGUCACUGUUUUUGGAAUUAGGAACCCUGAGGAGAUUCCAUGGGGUGAAGCUGGUGCUGAUUUUGUUGUUGAGUCAACUGGUGUGUUCACUGACAAGGAUAAGGCUGCUGCUCACUUGAAGGGUGGUGCCAAGAAGGUUGUGAUUUCUGCCCCAAGUAAGGAUGCACCCAUGUUUGUUGUUGGUGUUAACGAGAAGGAAUACAAACCAGAGCUUAACAUUGUUUCCAAUGCUAGUUGCACUACCAAUUGCCUUGCUCCCCUCGCCAAGGUUAUCAAUGACCGAUUUGGAAUUGUGGAGGGUCUUAUGACCACUGUUCACGCCAUCACAGCUACUCAGAAGACUGUUGAUGGUCCAUCAAGCAAGGACUGGAGGGGUGGAAGAGCUGCUUCCUUCAAUAUCAUUCCAAGUAGCACUGGAGCUGCUAAGGCCGUAGGAAAAGUUCUUCCAGCACUGAAUGGUAAAUUGACUGGAAUGUCUUUCCGAGUUCCUACUGUGGAUGUUUCAGUUGUCGAUCUCACUGUGAGGUUGGAGAAGAAGGCAACCUAUGAGCAGAUCAAAGCUGCUAUCAAGGAGGAAUCAGAAGGAAGUUUGAAGGGGAUUUUGGGUUACAUUGAAGAAGAUGUGGUGUCUACUGACUUUGUUGGUGAUAGCAGGUCUAGCAUAUUUGAUGCCAAGGCCGGAAUUUCUUUGAAUGAAAACUUUGCAAAACUUGUUUCUUGGUAUGACAACGAAUGGGGUUACAGUUCCCGUGUGAUUGAUUUGAUUGCCCACAUGGCAUCUGUGGCUUAAGAGUUGACUCUGAGCUUGGAUUGCAUCGUUACAUCGUUCUGAGUUUUGUCUUUAAUCAAAAAGUUCAGUUUAGUGUGAAUUCGGAAUAAACACUUGCAUUGCUGUGAGUGGUAUCAUUGAAACAAAAGUUCCAAUAUUUUUAUUUACAUUUUUUCAAGUUUACUAGAACGAUCUUAGGUUUUUCCUCCUCUUGUUCAAAGGACGGAUGAGUCUUAUGUUUCAUUAUCAUAAUCAUCUCAAUAUAAGCCAAAUACUUUGUUUU